AUGAAUGAACAGAAAAACGAACCAGAACAGAAAAACGAACCAGAACAGAAAAACGAACCAGAACAGGAAAACGAACCAGAACAGGAAAACGAACCAGAACAGGAAAACGAACCAGAACCGGAAAAGGAACCAGAACCAGAAAACGAACCACAGCAGCAACCAGGAUUAGUUGGAUUUCCUAAUAUGCUCCCAUAUCCUUAUCCAAGUAGAAGGCCAAUACCAUCAAACAUAGAAUUGCUCAAAAGGAUAUUUCCAGAAGAAGAUGUCUUAAAUCUACAGCAGUUACUGUAUGAUUGCUCUGGUAACCUCUUACACGCCAUGCAGUUUAUUGAUAGGUCAAGGGCAAUGAGAAGGAACUUGUUACAUUCAACAAUGGGAAGAAACAGCAAUGAGGCAUUGCAACCCAAUAGAGAGCAAGCUGGGAUGGUUAAUGGAAUGCAGAAUGGAAUGCACACUGACAGCGAAAUGCACAGUGGAUCAGAGGUAACACAAUCACCAAGCUCUAAUGACCGAGAAACAUGGUAUAUUUGUACCAUUUGUCUCCACAUAAACAAUGCUACCACAAGAUGUGAGAAGUGUCAAAGCAUAAGAAAGAGAAGUUUAAGUAGAUGAUAUAGCAGAAAUAUCCAAGACAAUCAACAUGUUA
Messenger RNA from Xenia sp. Carnegie-2017, 646 nucleotides. RefSeq names its product E3 ubiquitin-protein ligase RNF12-B-like. The transcript has a single exon. Lineage: Eukaryota; Metazoa; Cnidaria; Anthozoa; Malacalcyonacea; Xeniidae. Bases 1 to 612 code for a protein of 203 amino acids. The record is from RefSeq and is a predicted model, not a curated record.